UUUUUAUUUUUGCUUUUGUCAUUUUCGUAACAAAAAAGCGUGCUAAAACAUUUAACACGUUGGCUUGUCGUUGUUUUACAAGUAAUAUUUAACAAAAUAAUCGAUUAAAUAUGGUAAAACAAGAAAUAUCUGCUUCAGGUACAGAUUCCGACGAUAGCGAGCCUCAAACUCCUCUCGCAGCCUCCACUCAAAAGACCCCACCGAAACCGAAAAAACAGAUCAAACGCGACACCGACAGCAGCGACGAUGAAGACGCCUCACCAACACCGGACAAUCCAACAUCCGAGACGCUGACAAAGCUAAGCUCGAAAACGUUGCAAACUACCAAGGAAAGGUACCUGGCCAAAUUUCCCUUCGUUCGGCCCAGCAAAGCCAAAUACUGCGUGGACGUCGAUCUCACCGAUUCCAGCGAUGAAGUCUACAUUGUCAAGUGUCCUUCUUCCGUGGAUGCCCGGAAAGUGCUUAUGGGAGCUAAAAUGGAAUCUUUCGCAUCGGGAGCGGUAAGCAAAAUUAGCUCGACGGAGGAACUGGGGGGUGCGCAGCUGGAGGGAGUCUUGACGAAAAAUUCCACCCAGAAGCCGGUUACCAUCAUGGCGGGAACCGAGUUCAAGUCGUUCGUCCCGGUGGGAACCAUUCAGAUCCGAGAAUCGUUAGAGGACGCUCUACCUCCCAUGCCAGACAAAGGCGUAUUCAGCGCGGACGAAGAAAUUCCGUUUCCGGAGGAAAUUCGAGAGAGGCACCCACUGCUUGGGGUUGACUUCCAAUUGGCCCAGCGGCUUCCGAAACAUGUCAAGAAGGCCCUGUCGCUAGCCCAACAACGAUCUGAUGCGAUAUACCUACAAAAGGACGAGGAAAUGAUCACGACGACGACGAUGAAACCGCCGGCGGCUAAGUCGUAUAAGCGGAAACGGGGAGUCUCUGACGACACUCUCGAUUAUGUGGAAUCAGCCGAUGAAACUAUCACACUGAUGAUCAAAGAAGAGAAGCGUUCACCGUCGCCUCGCAAAAAGAAGCUGAAGAAAGAAAAUCCAACAACGGAUGACGAUUUAUCCUGGCUGAACGAGAUGUAGGAGGUCAAUAGAAAGAUAUUCCCCUAACAAGCCCAGGUUAAUCAUCAACUUACCAAUUCCAGGAUGACGUAGUCGGCAAGACAUGCGACGGGUGAUUGGGAGAUCACGAGUUCAAAUCCCAAGAUGAGAAUUUUUUAGAAGAGCUUGUGUGUUGUAAAUGCGU
Messenger RNA from Aedes albopictus (Asian tiger mosquito), 1233 nucleotides. RefSeq names its product nucleolar protein dao-5. The transcript has 3 exons. The record is from RefSeq and is a predicted model, not a curated record. Lineage: Eukaryota; Metazoa; Arthropoda; Insecta; Diptera; Culicidae. Bases 111 to 1070 code for a protein of 319 amino acids.